Molecule: messenger RNA, 1310 nt
Organism: Magnolia sinica
Lineage: Eukaryota; Viridiplantae; Streptophyta; Magnoliopsida; Magnoliales; Magnoliaceae
Exons: 1
Coding region: 127-1005 (292 amino acids)
Source: RefSeq, a predicted model, not a curated record
UUUCCAUCCCUUCCAUCUCUCUCUCUCUCUCUCUCACACACACACACACACCUAGACCAACCCAUUUUAGUCUCUUCCAUAUCAAUCCCUUCUCACUACUAAUAUUCCAUUCUCUUACCCACAACCAUGGCUGCCUGUGGGAGCCUACACCACUUCUUCGAAAACCCGUUGCCGGAGAACCCGACACUCCUUGAAUCCUUGACCGCGUGGAAGCAAAUCAAGCCCAGAAACCCCACCAAUCCCUCCUCAUUCACUGAAAUCUUUGGCGAGCUCCACUUUCAAGAGAUGUCCAAAUCUGCCCCACCUUCCACUCCUUCAAAAUCAUCAAUAGACCAAAACCCACGUCCCAGUGAUGAGAAACUCAACAACAGUAACUAUUAUCAUACCAACAACAACGACGAUAGCAACAGCCCGUCGUUAGACUCUUUGUUGGGUCACAACAAGAAUAACAACAAUAGCCCGUCGUUGGACUAUUUGUUGGGUCCAUCCAAAACUCAAUUCAACAGCAGUGGAUCGAAGAAUUCAGGUAGCCUACAGCUAUGCACUGAAGGCCUUGGAUUCGAAAGCUCGGACGAUGUGGAGGACUCAAAGAACAUGAAGGUGGGCAGUGAUUGGAGUGAUGGCGAGAACGGGAAGUUGGGUAUCGUGAAGCAUUCCAAGGGUAGUUGGGAAGCUAUGGGGGCCCGUGGUGGUUUCAAGAAAUCGAGGAUGGCUGGCGCAUUCCCCCCUCCGCCCAUCACAUCCAUGGGGAGGCAAGGGAAGCCAUGGUUCUUCUUCAAGUCUUAUAGGCAUGAGGGGAGGUUUGUACUUAGAGAAUUCAAGAUCCCCACUCAGGAGUUCCUGCAUGCUUGUAGAGAAGAUGGGCGUCUGAGGCUGAAUUUUGUUGUCCCGGACAAAGAGAACAUCGAAGAUGGAAGGGCCGAAGGCAAUGCAGAAGAACAAGAAGAAGAAGAAGAAGAAAAGAUUCACGGAGAGGAGGAUACGGCGGGUAGUGGAAUUUCUUAGUUUGGUUGGUUUUAUCACAAGGCAUGUCCAAGCUUCUUUGAUGUGAGAUAUUGGUAAAUUGCAUAAACAAAAGGAAGAAAUAGACUACUUUGAUCGGUAAAAGAAAACUUAGGUUAACGCGGCAUGAGAAUGAUGAUGUGGACCGUUUGUUUAUUUUAAAGCCCCAUAAAUAGACAUUCUGCCGAAUAUCGAAGUGAUCAAACAUUUCUGUCCAUGUAUAAGAAAAAAAAAAUGUUUUACAAAUUUUGGUGAUCUUUGUACACUGCUUUUUUUUAAAUGGUCAAGAUUCUGGUGUAUGUAACUUU